CCACCAGACGUUCUGUCACCUCUUUUCAAAGGACGACUAAAAGCCACAGGUCACAUGACCUGGAAGAAAAAACCCAGGAGACUUUUGGGAUCGCUCUUCGCAUGGGCUGCUUGUCAAGCUGAAGGGAAGUCAAAAGGCUGAUGAUCUGAUUCUAAGUGGAGCCGACGUCGCUCUGGUGUCCUUUAUGCUCUGSGAACUCCACACCCAGAAUAAAUCUGGUGACUGGCUGGCUGGAAACCCUCUGGACUCCUUCCUCCUGUGAGGACAUCCCAUCACAGAGCCGCUCUCACCUCCUCCCCUUCCAGCAUGGAGACGACCAAAAUCCAGCCAGGAGGAGGUCUGAAUGUCACCCUGACCAUCCGCCUCCUCAUGCAUGGAAAAGAGGUGGGAAGUAUUAUUGGUAAGAAAGGAGAAACUGUAAAAAAGAUGCGAGAAGAGAGUGGAGCACGUAUCAACAUUUCUGAAGGCAACUGUCCAGAGAGGAUUGUCACCAUCACUGGACCUACAGACACCAUAUUUAAGGCUUUUGCUAUGAUCGCCUAUAAAUUUGAGGAGGACAUAAUCAAUUCCAUGAGUAACAGCCCUGCAACCAGCAAGCCCCCUGUCACGUUAAGGCUGGUCGUCCCAGCCAGCCAGUGUGGGUCUCUCAUCGGGAAAGGAGGCUCCAAGAUCAAAGAGAUGAGAGAGUCAACAGGGGCCCAAGUUCAAGUGGCAGGGGACAUGCUUCCCAACUCCACAGAGCGCGCAGUGACAAUCUCUGGGACCCCCGAAGCCAUCAUCCAGUGUGUCAAACAAGUCUGUGUGGUCAUGCUGGAGUCCCCACCCAAAGGUGCCACGAUCCCUUACCGCCCAAAGCCCGCCUCCACCCCCGUUAUUUUUUCUGGUGGCCAGGCCUACACAAUUCAGGGACAGUAUGCCAUACCACAUCCAGAYCAGUUGACCAAGCUCCACCAGUUGGCUAUGCAGCAAACCCCCUUUACCCCCCUCGGACAGACCACCCCUGCUUUCCCUGGUUUGGACACCAGCUCACCAGCCAGCACCCAUGAACUCACCAUUCCUAACGAUCUAAUAGGCUGUAUUAUUGGGCGCCAGGGAACCAAAAUAAAUGAGAUCCGGCAGAUGUCUGGGGCGCAGAUCAAAAUUGCGAAUGCCAUGGAGGGCUCGUCUGAGCGGCAGAUCACCAUCACAGGGACCCCCGCUAACAUCAGCUUGGCUCAGUAUCUCAUCAACGCCAGGCUGACGUCUGAAGUCACUGGAAUGGGCACACUCUAGUUUCUACCCGUCGUUCCUCAGAGCAUCACAUGACACUCGAGCAAAUGACUUUAAACCUGGUUUAUAGACUCCUCUGCUGUUUAAGUGGCUUUAACUUUUAACAGCUUCCAGUGAUUAUUAUAAACACGUGUGUCUCUGCUGUUACUGGACUCCUCAGACUUGUUUGAAACGUUCUGGUUUCCUCUUUUUCUUAGUAAUGUUUCUGAAUUGUCUAGUGCCUGUCACUGCAUCUCUUAUACUGUAUUAUUUAUGACAUGUUUAAACACAUCUAGUUAUAUUUUAUUUAAAACAAAUAGUCAUUUAAAAUAAACUUUAAGACUAACACAAUUAAAUUGUGUCCGUCUUACAUACACAAUGAUUCACUUGUGAACAAAAUCACAGAUAAAGCAUUUAGACACUUGAUGCUCUGUUUUUUGGCACUAAUUUAUGAUAGAUGCAAAGAGUCAUCUACAGUGUACUUGUUUUAACUGUUUCAGUGUUGCACAUUGUGCGGCAGUAUGCAUGACUCACUCAAUUUCCAAGAUUUCUGAUUUAUUUCAAAGUCACAACAAACAAAAACAGAGUGAACUGGGAGAUUGAUCAGUUUGUUUUGUGGAUUCCUGGAUAAAAUUUCUAAAGGAUACGUCAAUAAAUGUCCACUCUCACAUGCAAGUAAGAGUUUCCUUGAUUUAUGUGUGACGUCUGACUAAAAGGUGGAAAAUGAAAGCAUGAAAAUGAAUACAGCAAAGAAUAAGCUUCACGUGCAUGCCAUUAACGAACACCAGUUUAUUCACAUGUACUUUAUAAUCAUGCAUUCAUGCUAUCCACAAUGUCAUUUUUAAUCUGUGUAAUGGACUUGGGCUUUAGGAGAAAGUCUGAAACUGAAUUAAGGAUGUUGAUGAUUGUUAAGAAGACUGAUUUUAUUUUUUGUUUCUCUUUGUUUCUUUUGGUCCUGUGUAACAAUAUAAUAAAUGUUGGUAGCAAGCCAUUGCACACAAAAUGCAGUAGAGUGUUUCUGGUUUGCAAAUAUUAAAGCUUAACAUAAAUAACACAAAAUAAAGCAAUUAUUUUUAAAUGCAUUGUUUAUAUUAAAUAUAAAUCAAUUGUUUGAAUCUCACUAAAUGCAGCCCGUCUCAGUGAUGGGGUUCCUCAGGGAUCCAUGUUGGGUCCAUUAUAGAAAUUACUUCAUUGUUUUAAUAUCCAAAUGUAUCCAUCCAUUAACAAUCCUCUGCAAAAACUGCACAAGGUCAAACUUCGUUAAACUCAAAGAAAAUAAGACAGAUGUCCUUUAUUUUGGAUAAAACUAAUUCACUCACCAGUACAGUUGGUUUUGUUCCUUUAACUUCAUGCAGUCGUGAAUCUUGGUGUCAUAUUUGUGACAGCUCCCUGAUGCUGGGAAAGCAGACAAAAGCUGUGAUAAAAUCAAUCUGUUGCUAACUCAGAUAUCAAGCCUUAUCUCCCUGUCAACAAAAGGUUACUCAUUUUUUUUAUCACAUCUUGUCUAGAUACUGUCAUCCUCUGUGGAUUUGUUAGGAUCUGCAUAUUGUGAGAUGUGGUUCAGUGCACCACUAAUUGUUUUUAGGCUGUCCUGGAAGUUUGGUAUCUUUUCAUCUGAUUAUACAUGAACCAUAUUACGUUGCGGGCAGGUGGGUGACCCAAAUGCAGACUUCUAAGCAGCAAAGCUUAAAUAAAGUCAACCGAAAAGAUAAUGGUUGAGGAAAGUAAAAUAAACUGGAGGAAAUGCAGGAAGCAGGAGCAGAAAUAUAAAAAAUGCUGGGAGGAGUGAUUACUGAAAUGGGAAGCAGGUGAGCGUAAUGAAGAGCAGCUGUAAGGUGUAGAAAAGGCAACAUAACUGAGGAACACAAUGACUCAAGGAAGCUAAAUACGCUAAAAAAAACACAAAUAAACUUAACUAAAUCAAGACAUGUCAUGCUUCCAUUUUACCUCACUCCUGCUUUUCAUUGUGAAUGUAAUUCUGUACUUAGGGCACUUUUUCACUGCAUUAAGAGGAUAAAAAGGUUAAUUACCUGAUGGGUUUUCAUCAAUCUGUUUUGGAGUGAACAGAACAUGUGUGUGUAAAAAAUUGUCAAAGAAUUUCUAGAAUGAUCAGAUCCACCAGGGAUUCCUAAAAGAAGUUAGGGUUGGAUGAAGACUGAACAACAAACGUAGACUUUACCGUGUAGUUUCAUUUUGUACCUCGCUGCUGAACUCAGCAAAGGAAGCUGUUUUUAUGUUAUUCAUCAGAUGCAUCGGGACUAGACCAAUCUAGAAAAGAACAUGAACAAUGAUGUCAGAUUAAUGUCUUCUGUUCUAUCUUUGUAAGCUGACCUCUGAAAUACAGAUUAUUAUUAUUAUUAUUAUUAUUAUUAAUUAUUAUUAUUAUUAUUAUUAUUAGACAACUGAUCUUUUUAGGGGGGUUUUUCUGCCAAGUGCAGGAAAACUGUUGUGGAGUAUUCGGUGUGUUGACUGUUGGAUGAUGACGAUUCAGUCACUUUUUAUUGUGACAGUUUUACAAACUCAUCACUGUAUUUUGUCCACACGUCUCGYUUGUUUUCAUUUUAAUUGUCAGUGCAAACUGGAAACAUUUUACCGCUUUUGUAUUUUGUUGAUAUACUUUUUUUUGUUCUUGUGCUAGAAAUGCAAAACUAAAAGUUAGCACUUGUGUAACUUUUAUUUAAAAAAACUGUUUAAGGAAAACAAAGUGUCAGAACAUUUACACGCCUAAGAUCUCUGUUGGAUUAUUAUUGUAUUAUUUUGUUCUUAUUUGUUGACGAUGACUGUAAUGUUUUGUAUAGAAGAAAUAAUAAAGUUUGUGCUUUUUU
Molecule: messenger RNA, 4073 nt
Organism: Austrofundulus limnaeus
Lineage: Eukaryota; Metazoa; Chordata; Actinopteri; Cyprinodontiformes; Rivulidae
Product: poly(rC)-binding protein 3
Exons: 14
Coding region: 307-1272 (321 amino acids)
Molecular function (GO): RNA binding
Source: RefSeq, a predicted model, not a curated record